AUGUGGUUGGGACGCCACAGCGGCCUACUCCCCUGGGCCUCGCUUCUCCUGCCCUACCUGGUAUCCGCCCAAUGCCCGCUGUACCAAAACUACGCCGCGCAACGCCACGAACCUAUUUCGGCUGGAAAUUGGAGUUUGAGCUAUGCGAGGCCCAUCGUUCCGUGUCGGACUUUUCGUUCGCAAGAGGUGGAAGAUGCGAUAGAUCGGUUACGUGGUGUCAUCAAGGAUCCUGAUCUUUUUCGUAUUUUCGAAAAUUCAUGGCCAAGCACACUGGAUACUACCAUCGCAUGGCGAGGAUGGUCAAAUACAAGCAGUACCCCAUCGCUAGAAGGUCCAGACACGAGCAAGAAACCUGAAGAACUCACCUUUGUCAUUACCGGCGAUAUUGAAGCCAUGUGGCUCCGAGACUCAGCCAACCAACUCCAAGCCUACAUAACCGUCUUGAAAAAGAACGACUCCGAAGACAGCCUAGCCAGUCUCUUCCGCGGCGCCAUCAACCUUCAAGCCCGCUACAUUCUCGAACACCCCUUCUGCAAUGCCUUCCAAGCCCCCGAAGAAAGCGGCAUCCCCCAGCACAACAGCAUGAACAGCGACCGCAUUACCCCACCCUUCGACUACUACAAAGUCUUCUCCUGUCAAUGGGAGCUCGACUCCGUAGCCUCAUUCCUCCAACUCUCCGUCGACUACGUAACCGCAACCCGUGAUUACGACUUCUUUGCCCGCUCCAGCAACUGGACCGCCGCUGUCAAGACGAUCCUGGAAACCGCAGAAAGCAUGAUGAUAGACUCCUACUCCCCCUCUGGCGAAUGGCAACACACACCCUAUACCUACUGCGCCCCUUACGGUGGAACCCCCAUCAACAACUGCAACGGAAGCCCACACAAAGGCCACAUCGGUCUCGUCCGCUCCUUCCAACGCCCUAGUGACGACGCAUGUACAUACCAAUACCUCAUACCCAGUAACAUGAUGUUCUCCUCGGCCCUCAACACCUCAUCGGCAAUAAUGCAAUACCUCGACUCGCGCGCCCCCACCAGAGACACUGGCAACCUAACCACAUGGAUGCAAACCAUGUCGACGAACAUCAACCGCGGUAUUGAAAGAUACGGCAUUGUAAACGAUCCCAAAUUUGGUAAAAUAUACGCUUACGAAGUCGAUGGUUACGGUUCAGUGAAUAUAAUGGAUGAUCCUAAUGUCCCCUCGCUACUCUCUGCUCCCGCGAUCGGAUACACCACUGUCCACGACCCCAUAUACGCUAACACGCGUCGGAAACUUUUAUCUAGGGAGAACCCGUACUACGCUGUUGGUAAGGUAAUUACUGGUAUUGGGUCACCGCAUACACUGCCUGGAAAGCCGUGGCCCAUGGCGCUUAUCAUGACCAUUCUCACAAGUGAAGAUGAUGAGGAGAUUAUAAGGAAUCUCAUGUGGUUGGUCCAGAGCACAGAUGGGUUGGGGUUGAUGCAUGAGAGUGUGGAUGCGAGGGAAGCUGGGGUGUGGACUAGGCAGUGGUUUAGCUGGGCGAAUGGUUUGUUUGGACAGAUGAUUUUAGACCUCGAGAGGAGGAAGCCUCGGAUUUUGGGGUUGAGUUUUCAGUAG
Molecule: messenger RNA, 1593 nt
Organism: Pyrenophora tritici-repentis Pt-1C-BFP
Lineage: Eukaryota; Fungi; Ascomycota; Dothideomycetes; Pleosporales; Pleosporaceae
Biological process (GO): carbohydrate metabolic process
Source: RefSeq, a predicted model, not a curated record